This is a messenger RNA of Cornus florida, 6534 nucleotides long. Its product is annotated as zinc finger CCCH domain-containing protein 19-like. The coding region runs from base 353 to 4753 and encodes 1466 amino acids. The record is from RefSeq and is a predicted model, not a curated record. NCBI's taxonomy places the organism in Eukaryota, Viridiplantae, Streptophyta, Magnoliopsida, Cornales, Cornaceae. Gene Ontology annotation, molecular function: metal ion binding; DNA binding; protein binding. The transcript has 14 exons.
AACCAUACACCGAGAAACGACUCUCUUAAUUUAUUUAUAUAUUUCUCUCUCUUGCUCGUCUCUGCAACCAGCAUAGUCCGUACACACAACAAACACACUCGUAUCAUUCAACGAUUACGAGUCACUUGCAGCAAUCGUUAAUCUCAUAAAAAUCACACCCCCACAAUUUACAUGUAUGCACACGAAACCUAGGGUUAGGGUUUGAAUAUUUUUCAUGGAAAACGACGAAGAGACUUCAAACUUGUAUAAAUCUUCACUUCCAGAAGAAUCGUUAGUCUCAUAAAAAUUACAGACACCCCUAUAAAUUUCGUGUAUAGGCACAAAACCUAGGGUUAGGGCUUGAAUCAUUUUCAUGGAAAACGACGAAGAGACUUCAAAGUUAUAUCAAUCUUCACUUCAGGAAGUCGAAGAUUCAAGAAUUGAUGAUAAGCCACUAGAAACUGAAGAGUUGACGAACACCAAAGAAUGCGAGUUUACUCCCCAGUCUCUUCCCAAGUUGAGCGACUCCCAGUUCGUUGCUGCAGAGUCAGUGAUUCUUGGAACAGCCAACGAGAACGAGGAGCCGAUGGCGGAGAAGGGGAUUCCGGAGGUGGCGGACAAUGAAUUGGAGACGGAGGAGGUAAAAUACGACGGAGACAAGGCUGUUUCUGCGUCACCGGUCGUCAAAAAUGGUGAAGCGGUGGCGGAGGAAGAAAAUUCGAUGGCAGAGACUGAAAUGGAGACUGAGGCAGAGAAAACGGCUGCAAAAGAUGCACAACUUGUUGUUGCAGAGUCACCGGUUACCUCCAAGGACGACGAGGAUGAUGAAGCAGCGGCGGCGGCGGAGGAGGAUUCUGGAACCAAAAUUGAGACGGAGUUGGAGGUGGAAGAAGGCAGUGAAGGGAAGUUUGUUUCGCAGUUGGAUGAUGCAGAGCUUGUAGGUGCUGAGUCAUUGACUAUAAUCAAAGGCGAGGACGAGAUGGUGGAGGAGGAUGAGACUCCAAUGGUGGAAACUGAAAUGGAGACAGAAAUGGACGUGACAGAGAUGCCGGAGGAGGAUAAAGGAAGCGGUGGAGGUGGAGGUGGAGGGAAACGGAAGAGAGGGAGGAAUUCUGGGGUUCCGGUUAAAGCUCCAGUGCGGAGGACCAGUGAGGAGGACGUUUGCUUUAUUUGCUUCGAUGGUGGAGAGCUCGUUCUAUGUGAUCGCCGGGGAUGUAAUAAGGCGUAUCAUCCUUCAUGUGUUAAUCGGGAUGAAGCAUUCUUUCGAACCAAGGGACAUUGGAAUUGUGGUUGGCAUCUUUGUAGCAACUGUGAGAAGAAUGCCUACUAUAUGUGUUAUACUUGUACAUUUUCCUUGUGCAAAGGGUGCAUCAAAGAUGCUGUUAUCUAUUGCGUUAGAGGAAAGAAAGGCUUUUGUGAGAGUUGCUUGAAAACCGUGAUGUUAAUCGAAAAUAAUGAGCCGGGAAACAAGGAGGUACAAGUAUAUUUUGAUGACAAGAGUAGCUGGGAAUAUCUCUUCAAGGAUUACUGGGUAGAGUUAAAAGCAAAACUAUCUCUUUCCUCAAAUGAACUUGCCCAGGCUAAAAAUCCAUGGAAAGGCUCUGAUGUUUUGUUAAGUAAACAAGAAUCACCUGAGGAACUGUAUGAUGCUAACAAUGAUAGAAAUUCUGGUUCAGACAGUUCUGAGGACGUAGAAGCAACUAAAUCUAAAAGAAGACAGGCCAAGAAACGGUCAAAGUCCCUUGCCAAAGAAGCUGAUGUGCCAAGUGCUGCAAUAGCUUUUCCUGCUGAAGGGGCUUCUACCUCUGGCAACAUUGAGUGGGCAACAAAAGAGCUUCUGGAGUUUGUAAUGCACAUGAAAAAUGGUGACAAAUCUAUAUUAUCGCAGUUUGAUGUACAGGCUCUUCUGCUUGAUUAUAUAAAAAGAAACGAACUUCGUGAUCCUCGUAGGAAAAGUCAAAUUAUUUGCGACUCCAGGCUUGAAAAUCUGUUCCGAAAAGCUCGUGUGGGGCAUUUUGAAAUGUUAAAACUUCUUGAAUCUCACUUUCUUAUAAAAGAGCAUUCUCAGAGAGAGGAUAUCCAAGGGACUGUUGUCAAUACUGAAGUGAACCAAUUGGAGGCUGAUGGAAACACUGACAUCCCAAUAAAGGGAGGUAAGGAUAGGAGACGUAAAACCCGUAAGAAGGAUAGAGGACCUCAGUCCAAUGUUGAUGAUUAUGCUGCAAUUGAUACCCACAAUAUUAACUUAAUUUACUUACGACGGAAGUUGAUGGAGGAUCUACUUGAAGAUAUUGAGAAUUUCCAUGACAAGGUUGCUGGUACUUUUGUAAGAAUCAGGAUUUCUGGCAGUAAUCAACAGCAUGACAUAUAUAGGCUAGUCCAAGUUGUAGGUACAAGCAAAGCAACCGAGCCAUAUAAACUUGGCAAAAGGACAACUGAUACUGCGCUAGAAAUAUUGAAUCUAAACAAAACGGAGGUCAUAUCAAUUGAUACAAUUUCGAAUCAGGAGUUCACUGAGGAUGAAUGCAAGCGUUUACGCCAGAGUAUAAAAUGUGGACUUAUCAAUAGGCUGACUGUGGGUGACAUUCUGGAAAAGGCUAUGGAAGUCCAAGCAGCGAGAGUCAAUGACUGGAUGGAAACAGAAAUAGUCCGGAUUAGUCAUCUUCGUGAUCGAGCAAGUGAGAAAGGGCGUAGGAAGGAGCUUAGAGAAUGUGUGGAGAAACUGCAGCUUCUGAAGACACCUAAAGAGCGUCGACGUAGACUAGAGGAAAUUCCAGAGAUACAUGCAGAUCCAAAUAUGGAUCCAAGUCAUGAGUCUGAAGAAGAAAAAGAAGUGUCGGAGGAUAACAGACAAGGAGUUUUUGCAAGACCAAGAGGUUCUAGCUUUAACAGUAAACGAAGGGAGCCAAUUUCUCCACGAAGUGGAAGUUUUUCUUCGCAGGAUUCCUGGAGUGGUACAAGGAAAAAUUCUAACCAGAAUUGGGAAUUAAACAGAACCAUAUCUAAUAAAAAUUACUUGGACAGAGGUGAAGGGACCACUCUUGUUGGCAAUAUAAUUGAUGAAAAUUCAUGGAAGCAAGUUAGAGACAGAGACACACAGCAAUCAAACAAUUUGGAGAAGUUGAAUUCAGCUAAUAAUUCUGAAACUGUUGGAUGGAAUAGCCAUUCAGUAGUAAGAUAUGAUGCCAUGUCAGAUACUUCACCGGGAUCUCUUUCUGCUAGUUUGGCAGAAACUGUUCCAAAAAUCAGUGAAGCAGAUAAAUUGUGGUGCUACCAGGAUCCAUCCGGAAGAGUUCAGGGACCAUUUUCUGUGGUGCAGCUACGUAAAUGGAGUAACACUGGAUACUUCCCUGCCGAUCUUAGAAUUUGGAGAGCUACUGAAAAUCCAGAUAAUUCUAUCCUUUUGACUGAUACGUUGGCUGGAAGGUUUCAGAAAGAGUUGCUUCCAGUAGACAAUGGUUUUAUGAAGGCUCAAACAGUGCUUAGUCCAAACCUCUCAUCAACAUAUGCUGGGAAGUCUUCUGGAACAUCCUUACAGAAAAUGGAGCCUAGUUCUUCUAGUGGCUGGACCAUUCCUUCGGUUGAGGUCUCUAAAUUUUCUACAGACCAGUGGAGUCCUCGUAGCAGAAAUGAUUCCUUAAACCUUCCAUCACCAACUCCAAAAGAAAGCAAUCCUGAUAAUGGUCUAUUGACACAUUCUUCUACAAUAAACACAAAUGGAAGCAAAGAACAUCCAGCGGUGGAACCCAUUGGUGUUUUGGCUCCUACUUCAGUUUUGGAUUCUGGCGGGCUGUGGGGAAGGGGUUCUGAAAACGAGUACUUGAGAUCUCAUACUGGUUUUAGUCCAGCAACGAAUGCCAAUCAGGGUAUCCUUGUAAGCUCUAAAAAUGCUCAACUAACUUUUCAAUCCACUGGAACAGAUGGAUCACAUGCUCAUGGAUGGGGAUCGGGUUCAGGGAGUGAAUCUCAAGCCUGGGGUAGUACUCCAGCUCAGAUGUUAGAACAAAAUUCCUCAAUUCCUGCACCCGGGCAGCCAGUAGGUUAUAGUCAAUGGGGUGGUGUUCCAUCUAUUGUUCAGAAUCCUGGUGGAAACUUUCAGACUACAGGCUUAUCAGCUUUACCUCCAACUGAUCCUUGGAGACCUCCAAUUCUGGGCAGUCAAACUAGCAUCCAGCCUCCUGCUCCACCCAGUGUAUCGUGGGGCACUGGCUUUACCGAAAGUAACACUUUUGCCCCAGGUCCUAGGCCUGAUAAUCCAAGUACUGGUUGGGGGCCAGUGCCCGGAAAUGCAAACAUGGGCUGGGGAGAACCAGCACCAGGAAACAUUAACAUGAAGAAUGGAGCUAUUGCUCAAGGGACAGCACCUGGAAAUGCAAAUCUAAAUUGGGUCACAUCAACUGGGAAUCCAGGAGCUAUUGUUCAAGGGCUACUGCCUGGGAACGGAAAUCCUGGUUGGGUUGCGUCAACUGGGAAUUCAGGAGUUAAUGUGCAGGAGCAAUCUGGAAAUGCAAAUCCAAGUUGGGGUGCAGCAGCUGGGAAUCAGGGUACGUGGGAACGCAAUGGAGAUAGAUACUCAGGUCAAAGGGAUAGGGGCUCUCAGGGUGGUGGAGUUCCUGGUUUUGGCGGUGGCAGGACUUGGAACAGGCAGUCUUCAUUUGGCAGAGGGGGUCCAGGAGUUUCUCCCAGGCCUCUCCCCAAAGGUCAAAGAAAGUGCAUAUUCUACGACAAUGGGCAUUGUAAGAAGGGUGCUUCUUGCGAUUAUCUGCACACUUAAACCCGUCAAAUGUAGCAGUUAACAUAAAAUGGUUUUGUACAGUAAUUGUCCUAUUAGGCAGUUCUGUUAGUAUUAUUAUAGUUAUUAUUAUUAUUAUUAUUAUUAUUUUUCUUUUUCUCAAGAGGCUAUGUUGGUUUAUAGUUGUAAAGUUUGUGCAGUUUGAAGGCAGCACACCUUUAUUUUUGUAUGUGGGCAAUGUUGCUACUAUAGUUGAAUGCCGUCUCCUUGCACUCCUCCGACGUGUUUUGGAUGGGCUGGGCUAAAACCCAAGCAGCAGUCGAUAUAUAAAAUUAUGAAUGGAAGUGGUUCCUGAUGGAGGAGAUUGGAUCAUUCUUGAAUUACAAAUUUUAGUUUCAUCUUGUGGACCCAUUUGGGUUUAUUGUAGUAGUAUCUGUCUUCAAGUCCAACUCAACUAAAAAUUGUAGCACGUGAUCUUCAUGGAAGACCGAAAGUAUGAGAGCAUUUCUUGUGAUAACAUUUUUGUUGAAUUCUGGAAUGCUUUGAUUAGAUAUAUUUUUACAUUGUCACUGUAUGUUUUCUUUUUAAAAAUUACCGUCAAACACUAAAAUUUGAAAAAGAAUUAACACGGGACUGGUCCAUUGGUUAAGAAAUUUCCUGCAACAAAUUGUAAUGUCAGAGGUCGGGUUUCGUGAUUUAAUUUGUAAUUUUGAUAACAUAUAUUUUUUAAUCAUAUAAUUUUUCUAAACGAGUGAAUUUAUUGCUAAUAAAAAAAAAAAAAUGUGUAAAAUAAAUAAAUAUAUAACCUUUAUGAAAAGGAUUGAAAAAUGGGUCCCCAGAUUCUAUCGUGUCUCCCCUUCAAUAUACUACAUAUAUAUGAACCGCCAAUUAAAUAACACAUGCAUAUUAUAUUUUUAGAGAGAGAGAGACGAAGAGAGAGGGUGAGAGAGAGAGAGAGAGAGAGAGAGAGAGAGAGAUGAAGGUGAAUAAAGAAGAAGAUGGAAUCCCAAAUCAAAAUCAAAAUCAAAAUAGAAAUCGAAACUUGAAUCAGACCAGCACCGGAACACGGUCGAAGGGCAAGUCAUGCAAAGGAUGUCUAUACUACUCAUCUAUCCGCCAAUCCAAAUCUCAAAAUCCCACAUGCGUUGGCCUCACUCGAACCCUUCGACAAGUACCAAGUUAUGUAGUGAGAGACUCUGAGUUGAAAGCUUCUAAAGAGAAUCGUGGUCUUAUGGAGUUCAAGUAUUCAUGCGUCGGUUACUCAGUGCACCUGGAGAAAAAAGAUACUUCAACUGAUCCACAAGAGAAACAAGCUGAAUUACCAUUCUGUGUUGGUAUUGAGUUUUUGAUGGGGACAAGACCCGCAAAUGCUGAAGUUCCUUCCCGUGUUCACAAGAGGGAAGAUGGUGAGACUGUCCCACAACCUCGAACCUACGCACCGGCACAUUCUCCUUGGGAUGAGUUUGUGAGCAGGUUUGGAAGGAAUGCAGGCGUGGUUGCAUUUGGCGUGGCUAAGAAUGCGUCUAAAGUGGGCAAUCGCAUAAAAAACAGCCUGGACAACAUUCUGUAUCCUUACCGAAGGAGACCCAAGUAGCAGAGCUGUUCCCCAUUUACAAUUUAUAUUAAAAAAAGAAAGCUUGGAUGGGGGAACUAGCAUUGUCCUCUUGUUGAGUCCUAGUUAUGCUGUUGUUUUUUAUUCUCAUCUCCUUGUAUAUAACUAAUUAUUGUGUUGUUGCAACUAGAGGAAGGGUUUUCCUUCUCAGGUGAUAACAUAUAUAUGCAUGCCUUUGAUGGUUUAAUUUAUAUCACAUUUUGUUCAUUUC